GCUAGUUAAAACCACCUGAAGUUAUGCACGUGGAGAAAAAGUCGUACUAAGGCGAGAGGGGUGAGUUCAGAGUUUGUAAAGUUCAAAACAAUAGUGACCUCGCCAAUAGUGAAUACAGACACAUCUCUAAUACGAACACUUUGUCUCUUCGGUCUCCGUAUUAGAGAGGUUUGACUGUACACUGUCGCAUUGUUUUAAUUGUUCUGAUUAGUUAUAUCAUUUAUCCAUUUGUACAUUUGAUUUGCCCUUUUGAUUUUCUUGUGGUGAUUUCAUGAUUUUGCUAAUUACACCUGUCCUGUUUUAGAACCUGUGGUUUUUACUCGAUAAACAUCAUACACCACCUGUGUUUGGAGAUGAACAGAUGAUCAACUAUGAAGACUUCUUAAAAGUUGCUGGAGAGGCUGGUGAAAAAUGCAGGCCCUUCUUCAGUGCAACUGUUUUUGCCAAAUUAUUUCAGCAGGAUCCUUUUGGGAGGAUCUCUAUCAUGCAGUUUUUUAACUAUGUCAUGCGAAAAGUUUGGCUUCAUCAAACCAGAAUAGGCCUAAGUCUAUAUGAUGUUGCCGGACAAGGAUACCUGAAAGAGUCGGACCUUGAAAAUUACAUACUGGAGUUAAUUCCAACAUUACCACAGUUGGAUGGCCUUGAGAAAUCAUUUUAUUCCUUCUACGUCUGUACUGCUGUAAGAAAAUUUUUCUUCUUUUUGGACCCUCUCAGGACAGGAAAGAUCAAGAUUCAAGACAUCCUAGCUUGUAGUUUCCUGGAUGAUCUCCUUGAGCUGAGAGAUGAAGACUUGUCAAAAGAGCAACAAGAUGCUAACUGGUUCUCAGCCCCGUCAGCACUUAGAGUUUAUGGUCAAUAUUUAAGUCUUGAUACUGAUCACAAUGGAAUGUUGAGUAAGGAAGAAUUGGCAAGAUAUGGUUCAGGAACAUUAACAAAGGUUUUUGUGGACAGGGUGUUUCAGGAGUGUUUAACUUAUGAUGGAGAAAUGGAUUACAAGACAUACUUGGAUUUUGUCCUUGCAUUGGAAAAUAGAAAAGAACCACAGGCUUUGCAGUACAUGUUUAGAAUCUUGGAUGUUCAGGCUUUGGGGCAUCUGAACAUCUUCUCAUUAAACUACUUCUUUAGGGAAAUUCAAGAGGAGAUGAAGAAGCACGGCCAUGAACCAGUGAAGUUUCUUGAUGUGAAGGAUGAGAUUUUUGAUAUGGUCAAGCCUACAGACCCUUACAGGAUUAGUCUACAAGAUCUUGUUAACAGUGGCCAAGGAGAGACAGUGACAAGUAUUCUGAUUGACUUGAAUGGCUUCUGGACUUACGAAAACAGAGAGUUGCUGGUACAAGAUGUGAAUAAUGAAUAAAAAAGAUCAGUCUCGCACCACUGCUGAAGUUCAAAUCAGGAUUGAGCCAACCCAGGAUUAGUGUAAACUUUAAAAAAAAUUGUUAAGUUAUCAGCAGUGCUUUCAAUAAGAUCUGGGACUUGGUGGAGCUCUGGCAGGUGUGCUGAUGUGAAUUGCCAUCUACAUGUAUGAAGAUGGAAGUCUGCAGUUUUGCUUCUGUUAACUCUUAAUCUUGGAUACGUAUUGAUCAGCUUUUGAACAACAAUGAACCUUGGGCGAAUUAGAGGCAUAUUUGUACAAAGUAAAAUCAUUUAAAUAAAUAUAUUUCACACUAUUGUAA
This is a messenger RNA of Orbicella faveolata, 1673 nucleotides long. RefSeq names its product serine/threonine-protein phosphatase 2A regulatory subunit B'' subunit gamma-like. Gene Ontology annotation, biological process: regulation of dephosphorylation; positive regulation of B cell differentiation; microtubule cytoskeleton organization. The record is from RefSeq and is a predicted model, not a curated record. Lineage: Eukaryota; Metazoa; Cnidaria; Anthozoa; Scleractinia; Merulinidae. Gene Ontology annotation, cellular component: spindle; centrosome.